Molecule: messenger RNA, 2481 nt
Organism: Acanthosepion pharaonis
Lineage: Eukaryota; Metazoa; Mollusca; Cephalopoda; Sepiida; Sepiidae
Source: the annotation of a GenBank genome assembly
AUGGUGUCCACUUUCAGCAUCCCAAAUGACUACCCCCUUUCCUUUCUCACAGCUUCACAUUCUCCUUUCACCCUCCUCUCUAUACUUUCUCAACUUUCUUUUUCUUCGUCCUCUCUUUCUCCCGCUUCUCAUCCUUCUUUCUGUUUCUUCUCUCUGUGUGUAAUAUAUUAUCUCAUUUCUCUCUCUCUCUCUUUCUUUCAUUCCUCUCUAUUUUCACCCUCUCGCUGUCUUUUCUUCCCUCUCUCUCUCUUACUCCUCUCUCUGUUUGCAUACUCUCUCUCUUUUCAUUCUCCCUCUUUUCUUCUCUUCUUUAUUAUUCUCUUUCUUUUCUUCUCUCUCUUUUCUUUCUCUCUCUUUUCUCUCUCUCUCUUUUCAUUCACCCUCUCUUUUCUUCUCUUCUUUUUUAUUCUCUUUCUUUUCUUCUCUCUAGUUUCUUUCUCUCUCUUUUCUUCCUCUCUAUAUCCUUCUCUCUCUUUUCAUUCUCCCCUGUUUUCUUCCCUUCUUUUUUCUUCUCUUUCUUUUCUUCUCUCUCUUUUCUUCCUCUCUAUCUCCCCCUCUCUCUCUUUUCAUUCAUCCCCUCUUUUCUUCCCUUCUUUUUUCUUCUCUUUCUUUUCUUCUCUCUCUUUUCUUUCUCUCUCUUUUCUUCCUCUCUAUCUCCCUCACUCUCUUUUCAUUCUCUGCCUCUUCUUUCUUUCUCUUUUUCAUUCCCCCUCCCUUUUCUUCUUCUAUCUCGUUUCAUUCUUUCUUUUCUUCUCACUCUUUUCUUUCUCUCUCUUUUCUUCCUCUCUCUCUUUUCAUUCUCUCGCUUUUCUUCCUUUCACUGUUUUUUCAUUCUAUCUCUCUUUUCUUCCCCUGUCUAUCUUUUCUUCCUCUCUCUUUUCUUCCUCUCUCUCUUUUCAUUCUCUCUCUCUUUUCUUCUCUCUCUUUCAUAUGCGCUUCCUUUUCUUCGUUCAGUCUUCUCUCUCUACUCUUUGGCACUUUCUCAUUCUUCUUCCUCCCCCUCUACUUUCUUACAGUGUCUCUUUCUUUUGUCUCCCUUCUUCUUUCAACCUUCUCAUUCUUCUACUCCUUCUAUUCGGUAUUAGUUUUUCUUCUAUCCCUCUUCUUCUACCAUGCUCAUCAUCCUUCUUUCUCCCACCUACCCCGUCUCUCUUGCUCUCUCUCUCUCUCUCUCUAUUCUUUAAUAGUUUUUCUUCUAUUUUCCUUCGUCCUCUCUAUUUUUGUUUAAGCUUCUCAUCCUUUUUCUCCUUCUCCUCGCUAAUUUCUUAUUCUUCUAUCCCCAUUCUCCCUCCCUCAUUCUCGAGCUUCGCAUUCUUCUUUCGAACUCUCCUCUCUACUCCCUCAUGCCUUUCAUUCUUCUUCCACUUCUCCUUCUUACUCAAGCUUUUGAUUUUUUCCGUCCUUCCCCAGUCUCUUUUAAGUAGAAUUAAUCUUCCUUUCCAUCCCAUUGUCUGUUCUUUUGUUUCCUUGUCUUUUUCUUUCAUUUUUCUCUUUAGUCUUUCAUUUGUUUUUUCCUUCCUUCCUUCCUUCCUUCCUUCCUUCCUUCCUUCCUUCCGUCCUUCCUUCCUUCCUUCCCUACCUUCCUUCCUAUCUUACUUACCUUCCUUCCUUACCUACCUUCCUUCCUAUCUUCCUUACCUUCCUUCCUUACCUACCUUCCUUCCUAUCUUCCUUACCUUCCUUCCUUACCUACCUUCCUUACCUUCCUUCCUUACCUUCCUUCCUUCCUAUCUUCCUUACCUCCCUUCCUUACCUACCUUCCUUCCUUACCUUCCUUCCUAUCUUCCAUACCUCCCUUCCUUACCUCCCUUCCUUCCUUCCUAUCUUCCAUACCUCCCUUCCUUACCUACCUUCCUUCCUUACCUUCCUUACCUUUCUUCCUUCCUUCCAUCCUUUCUCACCUUCCUUCCUUCCUUCCUUCCUUCCUUCCUUCCUUCCUUCCUUCCUACCUUCCUUACCUUCCUUUCUUACCUCCCUUCCUUAUCUACCUUCCUUCCUUCCUUACCUUCCUACCUUUCUUACCUUUCUUUCUUCCUUUCUUCCUUACCUUCCCUUCCUUCCUUCCUUCCUUCCUUCCUUCCUUCCUUCCUUCCUUCCUUCCUUCCUUCCCUAAUUUCCUUUCCUUUCUUCCUUACCUUCCUUACGUUCCUUCCUUCCUUCCUUCCUUCGUUCCUUACCUUUCUUCCUUACCUUCCUUACCUUCCCUUCCUUCCUUCCUUCCUUCCUUCCUUCCUUCCUUCCUUCCUUCCUUCCUUCCUUCCUUCCUUCCUUCCUUCCUUCCUUCCUUCCUUCCUUCCUUCCUUCCUUCCUUCUAUUUUAUCGUAUUUACUGACCUUACCUUAUUCGAAUUCUAGUUCAGAUCGCAUAUGUGAGCUAUCCAAGAAUAAUCGACGGAUCUGCAUGGUUGGCUUGCUAACCAUUUUAUCGAGUGGAGUCAGACAUUUCCAUAUUUCUGCUUAUUUUUUUUAUCAACACUACUGA